GUGUAUGCGCGCGAGCCCCAGAGGCUGCGGCAAGCAGCAGAGCAGCAGAGCAGCAGCCCCUGGCUGGCGCGACGUGCUUCCAGUGCAUUCUUAGUCACUCCUCUCCUGGCAAGGGGCACAUUCCUGCUGACGACUUGUCUCCCGUGGAGGAGCAACAGGCUCUGCUUUCCCUGGCCUGAGAGCCCUGGCGUAUGUGCUUGCCUCUGCCGGGAGAACAGUUGCCACAGUGAUGGCAAGUGUUGCCCAGAAAAAGAUUUACAAAUAUAAGAAAGUGCUGAGUAACCCAAGCCGCUGGGAAGUCGUCUUGAAAGAGAUCCGGACCCUGGUGGACAUGGCCCUGACAUCCCCCCUGCAGGACGACUCCAUCAACCAGGCCCCACUGGAAAUCGUCUCGAAACUGCUCUCAGAGAACACAAACUUGACCACCCAGGAGCAUGAAAACAUCAUUGUGGCAAUCGCUCCUUUGCUGGAAAACAACCACCCACCACCAGAUCUCUGUGAAUUCUUUUGCAAGCACUGCAGAGAGCGGCCCCGGUCCAUGGUAGUCAUCGAGGUGUUCACCCCUGUGGUGCAGCGAAUCCUCAAGCAUAACAUGGACUUUGGGAAGUGCCCGCGACUGAGGCUGUUUACUCAGGAGUACAUCCUUGCCUUGAACGAGCUCAACGCGGGGAUGGAAGUGGUGAAGAAGUUCAUUCAGAGCAUGCACGGCCCCACAGGGCAUUGCCCCCACCCCCGGGUCCUGCCCAACCUGGUGGCCGUGUGCCUGGCUGCCAUCUACUCCUGCUAUGAAGAGUUCAUCAACAGCCGCGACAAUUCCCCAAGCCUGAAGGAAAUCCGGAAUGGCUGCCAGCAGCCGUGCGACCGGAAGCCCACUUUACCUCUGCGCCUUCUGCACCCCAGCCCGGACCUGGUGUCUCAGGAAGCCACGCUGUCUGAGGCCCGGCUCAAGUCGGUGGUCGUGGCCUCCAGUGAGAUCCACGUGGAGGUGGAACGCACCAGCACUGCCAAGCCGGCGCUGACAGCCAGCGCGGGCAACGACAGCGAGCCCAACCUCAUCGACUGCCUCAUGGUCAGCCCCGCCUGCAGCACCAUGAGCAUCGAGCUGGGCCCCCAGGCCGACCGCACGCUCGGCUGCUACGUGGAAAUCCUCAAGCUGCUGUCGGACUAUGAUGACUGGAGACCGUCUCUGGCCAGUUUGCUUCAACCCAUUCCAUUCCCCAAAGAAGCUCUCGCACACGAGAAGUUCACCAAGGAACUGAAGUACGUGAUUCAGAGGUUCGCUGAAGACCCCCGGCAAGAGGUCCACUCAUGCCUGCUGAGUGUGCGGGCCGGCAAAGAUGGCUGGUUCCAGCUCUACAGCCCCGGAGGAGUGGCCUGUGACGAUGACGGGGAGCUGUUCGCCAGCAUGGUGCACAUCCUCAUGGGCUCCUGUUACAAGACCAAAAAAUUCCUGCUCUCCCUGGCGGAAAACAAGCUGGGUCCCUGCAUGCUCCUGGCACUGAGGGGGAACCAGACCAUGGUGGAGAUCCUGUGCUUGAUGCUGGAAUACAACAUCAUUGACAACAACGACACCCAACUGCAGAUCAUCUCAACCCUGGAGAGCACAGACGUGGGGAAGCGCAUGUAUGAGCAGCUGUGCGACCGGCAGCGGGAGUUGAAGGAGCUGCAAAGGAAAGGCGGGCCCACCAGGCUAACACUGCCCUCCAAGUCGACAGACGCUGACUUGGCUCGUUUGCUGAGCUCUGGCUCCUUCGGAAACCUGGAGAACCUCAGUUUGGCCUUCACCAAUGUAACCAGUGCCUGCGCCGAGCACCUCAUCAAACUGCCUUCGCUCAAGCAGCUGAACCUGUGGUCCACUCAGUUUGGAGACGCCGGCCUGCGGCUCCUGUCGGAACACCUCACCAUGCUCCAGGUGCUGAACCUGUGCGAGACCCCGGUCACAGACGCUGGCCUGCUGGCCCUGAGCUCCAUGAAGAGUCUCUGCAGUUUAAACAUGAACAGCACCAAGCUCUCAGCUGACACCUACGAAGAUCUGAAGGCCAAGCUUCCCAAUUUGAAGGAAGUGGAUGUCCGCUACACUGAAGCCUGGUGAAGCUCCCAGCUCGAGCAGGAAGACAUUUGCAACCGCGACAAAACAACUCUUGACUAAGCCGCAGAGCAGCCGGUCCUGGGGUCCUACCCUGGUGCCCUGGCUGUGAGAUAGAUGGGGAGUCUUUCUGGGGGCGGAGGGGGG
This is a messenger RNA of Mandrillus leucophaeus (drill), 2233 nucleotides long. It is a transcript of the gene CMIP, whose product is annotated as c-Maf inducing protein. The transcript has 19 exons. The record is from RefSeq and is a predicted model, not a curated record. Lineage: Eukaryota; Metazoa; Chordata; Mammalia; Primates; Cercopithecidae. Gene Ontology annotation, cellular component: nucleoplasm; cytosol. The coding region runs from base 230 to 2092 and encodes 620 amino acids.